Molecule: messenger RNA, 4133 nt
Organism: Stegodyphus dumicola
Lineage: Eukaryota; Metazoa; Arthropoda; Arachnida; Araneae; Eresidae
Product: sodium/hydrogen exchanger 9B1-like
Biological process (GO): proton transmembrane transport
Cellular component (GO): membrane
Molecular function (GO): antiporter activity
Source: RefSeq, a predicted model, not a curated record
GUUAUGGUAUUUUGGCUUUGUGUAUUGGUCUACUUUUUCGCAUUGCAACUGCUGCUCUCGUAACUUUUGGUGCUGAUUUGAAUAUCAAAGAGAAAUUUUUUGUUGCAUUUGCUUGGCUACCAAAAGCAACUGUGCAGGCAGCUAUUGGUCCUCAAGCAUUAGAUUAUGUACUAAUUAACAACAAAGGUCCUGAAAUGGAAGAAAUGGCAAAGAAGAUUCUGACAGUAGCUGUGCUUUCUAUUAUACUGACUGCACCAAUUGGAGCAGCUCUUAUAUCUAUUCUUGGUCCUAUUUUACUUACAAAGGGGAAAAAAGUUACAGAGAAUUUGCUCAUUGAAGAAAAUAAUGCUACAAAACUAUGACCAUGUUAUCCGUUUUGUGAAUUAGCGCUAAGCAGAGUGAAUAAACUGGAUGUUAAGGGAAUUAGAUGAAGAUAAAUUAUGUAAUAUAAUUUGAGUUCAUUUGUGCUUUAAACUUUUUUUAUUAAUUUAUUGUCUGUUCUUUCUUUUUUUAAAUAUUUUUAUUCAAAGAGAUUGCUAUUUUAGCAUAAUAUAAAAUUUAAUAAAUAAAUAAAAAACUGCAGCUUAAGCAGUUGAUUUUAGUAUUUAGUAUAAGCAGAAAAUGAUUACUAAAGGUGAUUUUAAAUAAUAAAAAUAGCUUCUGUUAUCUUUCUGUUUUUAUAUUUUUAAUGCAUUUGCUCUAUAUAAUUAUAAUUUUUGAAAUAAAAUGUCUGAAAUUAUGUUCAAUAAUAAUUUAAUGUUUAUUUUCUAAUAUCUUUAUAUUACUGAAGUUUUAAAACGUUGCAGCAUAGUGCAGAAACGAGCUUUGGCAUUUAAUAAAAUACAAAAGUUGAUUUUAAGUAUUUUAUGCAAACUUAUAUAUAAUUCUAUAUAAAUAUAUAUAUAUAUAGAUAAUUUUAUAAAUAAAAUUAAUAUACUUUUCUUUAGUUAUUAUACCAUUUGGUAUGAUCUUUAUUCAGAAUAAAUUAUUAACUAUGAAGAAGCUAGAUAACCACAUUGUCCAGCCCAAGCACUGACCCCAUGUGAUUAAUGAACUUUAAAAAUAUGACUACGUCUAUGGCUGAUAUAUUUUUUGUAAUUUAAAUUUUAAUAGCUAAAUUUGUGCAAUGUAAGGUAAUAUAUUCUACUAUAUUUGAAAUUGUCUGUAUUUCAAUGAAUACAUUUUUAUCUCUUUUCUGCAUGAAAUAAACUAUUAUAAAACCUUCAGCCACAAUUUCAAUUUAUUUUUUGCUAUGGGACCUAAAAGAUAAAAUCAGGAAGUAGUAUCAAAAUUUGCUAGUAAAGAAUUUGAAAAAAUAAAUAAAAAAAAAAAAAAAAAAAAAAAAAAGGGGGGGAAUUGUUAUUUAUGCAUGUAAUGUUAUUUAGUGAUAUUACUAAAAUUUAAGGGGAAGGGAUAAUUUAUGGAAAAGCUUAUUGUUUGUUAACUGUGAUUGUUGUUGAAAUUUUUAUUUAUUUGUUUAUUUAUCUUUAUUAAGUGCCACAGUUUUUGUAAUUAUGUCAAUUUUAUAGCAGAAUACAUAUUGUUAAAUUAUUUCAUUUUUUUAUAUUUUUAUGUACUAUUAAAAUUUUAAUUUCAUAUAUAUGGUUAGUACAUAAUUUAUAUUAAAUAAAACUUCUAUGUAAUGUUUAAUUUAAAGAAAUUAAAUGAAGUUUCAGCUGUUUAAAGAACAAUUUUUGAAUGUAUGGUAUUGAAGUAGUGUUUUUAACUUUUAAAUGAUGUUAGUAAUGAACUGAUUUAUAAAACAUACACAAGCUGUUUAAAUUUUUAUGUUUUCUUGCGUAUUGUGCCAUUCUGAAUGCUGUUUGUUCAGCUAACUAAGACAGUUACUAUUUUUCAUAGUUACAUUUGCUUGGAUGAGUUGAUAAAAAUCUGUAUUGUACCAUUCUGAAUAUUAUUUACUCAAAAGAAAAAAGAAAAAGAUGAGGACAUUUACGUUUUUUGGUUAUAUUUGCUUGGAUAAAUUGAUAAAAAUAUCCCUAAUUCCUUUAUCUGGCUAUGGAACCUAAAGCAUUCUAAAAUAUCAAUGGUAGUUUUUUUUCAUUCUUAAAUGGUAUUUGUUGUUAGAUAGAUAUUAGGUGUUAAAUUCAUGUUGUUAAUUUCAAUUUUCCCCCCAUGAAUAUUUAGCAGAAUCCCAUUUAUCUGAACUGAUUGGGGUAGAGAUAUUUUGGAUAUUACUACUUUUUGAAUAACCCUGAGUCAGUCUCGCUUGCAUAAAAAAGGUUUUUUUUGGGGGGGGGAGGGGAGAAGGGCAGAAAUACAAAUAGUCUUAAAAAAAAUUCCUUUGAAAAUUUUUAUUUUCAUUUAAAUUAUAUGAAAUAAGUAAUAUGUCUAUGUAAUUAGGAAAUGGGUGACAAAUAUUCCUUUUAAAAUAUUUAUUUUCAUUUAAAUUAUGUGAAGGAAGUAAUCCGUAUUUGUAAUUGGGAAAGGGAUAAGUUCCUUUAAAAAUUUUUAUUUUCAAAUAUUAAACUGAUGUCUUGCUGAUUAAGCAGGAAAAAUGCAUGAGGGAAAUAAAUAACAUAAGUUUAAAUGCAGGAAUUUACAGAAGUAUUUCUUAUAAAUUUAUAAAAUAAAAAGAGAGAGAGAAAAGAAAAGAUGUGUUCAUAAUAUUACAUAAAUAAUGGUGAGAGUAUACAGUUUCAAAAAUUCUCUUCUAGAGUAUUUUCAGUCCUGUUAACUUAUGAAUUUUUCAUUCCAUACUUUACAUGGUAUGUAAUGCAAUUAUAACAACAAAGAUUGGAUAUGAACUUUUAGGGAUCUCUCUAUAUAUUCAGCCUUUAUUUCCACAACCAUUGUUCCAUAUACUUCCAGGUACAAAAGUAUUUGAAAUGAUGCAAAUAUUCAUUUUUGGCAUUUUGAGCUUAAUUUGGUAAAAAUUGCCAAAUCUAACUUUUUAUAUGCUUUUACAGUCCCUGUACUUAUAUUUAGUAACAUUUUGUACUUAUCCUAAAAAAUAAAAUAACAAAAAUGUGAUUCUUGUGUGAAAAAAGUUGACUAAAAUAAUUUUUUUUUUUUAAAGUUGGAAAUUAUAUUCAAGGGCCAUACACAGACUAAGAGUGAAAUGUUUUAAUUUGUACAUAAUUGAAAAUAUUUAUCAGUUUAUGGUUUAUAAGUGUCAGUUUAGGAAACAAGCUUCUGACAUUAGAGAUGAAAUAAUGAGCCUCUCUAUGCAGAUUAUUAUUAAAAGUAUUAAUGAAUAUAACUUUUUCUCACAAAGGAUGUCUUAUAUGAAGAGUUUUAUAGAAUUCAUGUUUUAGAAAAUCAGUAGUGGUGCAUAGCCAACUUCUCACAUUGUUUGCAUGAAUUAAAAAUGAAAAGUAGUAUUUCUGGUUUAAUGAAGCAAUCUGCAAGGAUUAUUAGAAGUGCAGGAUUAUUAGAUCAUGAUUCUAAAAUAAUAAAACUUCAUGAGAAUAUUAAUAAUGCAUUUUUAGCAUUAAAAACAUAUAAAUUAUUUGUGUGAAUAUUUCUUUCAUAAUAACAAUUGUAACAAAAUUGUGAAUUAAAGAAUGUUACAUGCAUAUGAAUAUCAAAAGAAUAUCAUUGAAUGGCAUUUUAAGAGAAAAAAAUUAAUCUUGAAUUAUUUUAUUUUAUAAGGGACUAUUCAAGGGAAGUAGAAGAUAGUGUCAAAUAUCUAAUACUUGAAAAUAAAAGUUUGAGAUUAAAUAUCUCAGUCAAUUUUUGUUGUACAGGAGUUGUACUGUUUUGUUUUACUUUUUGUAAUGAGUAUAAAAAUUUCCUGAAUAUAAGCAUAGGCAGUAGAGGAAAUGCAUUAAAAGUUAAAUUUGGUAAUUUUUAUACAAUUUACUUUUUUUUAAAUUUAAAAAUACCAAAAUAUGAAUAUUUGCAUCAUUUAAAAUAUUUUUAUAGCUGUAAGUAUACAUCUAUGACCAGCAGUUGCAAAAGGAGGUUUAACCUUUAUGGACACUGUGUGUGUAUAUAUAUUUUAUAUAUAUGUGCAUGCAAGGAAAUAUGGUGCUAAGAAUAUGGAAGGAAAUAAAGUGUGCAUGUGUGUAUGUAUAUAUAUAUGUAAGAAAAAUAAAGAAUAUGUGAAAGAUUAAAUUAGCAGCUUAAAUUCCUUUCUGUGUUCUAAAAAUAGUAACCUCUAUUUGCACUGU